UUCAACGAAUUUAGACGUACAAAUUAAAAAAGUGAAAGAUAGUUCAAAGCAAACCAGGAACUACUAAAAAUGAAUUUUCUUAAAAAAAAACAGGCAUGCAAUGAUGAAUACUAAAUCAAUUAAAAAGAAAGUUGCUUUUAAAAAAAUCUGAUAAUUAUGUGAAAAGCCAAAAUGUGUAAAAGACUUGCGAAAAUGCAAUUUAAUUGUUUUAAAGCUGUAGAGUUCGUGUAAUGUGUUACGUAAGCACAGUUGUGAAAAUUUGAAGGCCUUUCCAGCAGAUUCUAAGAAUAAAUAAAGAAAUUAUGAGGAAAUAAAACAAUUUCAUGUGGAAGUGUAUUUGAAAAUUGGCAGAAAUCUUCACAAAUUGUAAUCAUAAAAUUAUAUUAAUAAAAAAUUAAGUUCGUAAUGGAAUACCAAAUCUUCCUGUUGGUAAUAUUUUCAAUAUGUUUAGAGAAAUUCACAACGGGCGAAUACCAGCAAAGUUUAGCGAUAACAGAUAUAUUACCCGAGGAUAUAAAACGCUAUGACAAAAUGCGUCCACCCAAAAAGGACGGACAACCAACAAUAGUUUACUUUCACGUCACUGUAAUGGGUCUCGAUUCGAUCGACGAGAACUCAAUGACAUAUGUCGCGGACGUUUUUUUCGCGCAAACAUGGAAAGAUCACCGAUUACGACUUCCAGAGAAUAUGACACAGGAGUAUAGAUUGCUCGAGGUAGAUUGGUUGAAGAAUAUGUGGCGCCCCGACUCUUUCUUCAAGAAUGCCAAAUCAGUUACUUUCCAAACAAUGACAAUUCCUAAUCAUUAUAUGUGGUUGUACAAGGAUAAAACCAUACUUUAUAUGGUGAAAUUGACAUUGAAAUUGUCGUGCACCAUGAAUUUUGCCAUUUAUCCGCAUGACACGCAAGAAUGCAAGAUGCAGAUGGAAAGUUUAUCACACACCACAGAUGAUAUGAUCUUUCAGUGGGAUCCAACGACCCCGUUAGUGGUUGAUGAAAAUAUUGAACUACCGCAGGUGGCACUGAUACGUAACGAAACUGCGGAUUGCACUCAAGUCUACUCGACCGGCAAUUUCACCUGCCUCGAAGUCGUUUUCACGCUCAAACGCCGUUUAGUCUACUAUGUUUUCAAUACAUACAUACCGACUUGUAUGAUUGUCAUAAUGUCUUGGGUCUCAUUUUGGAUCAAACCGGAGGCAGCGCCAGCGCGUGUUACACUCGGUGUCACUUCGCUACUGACAUUGUCCACGCAACAUGCGAAGUCACAAUCAUCUCUGCCGCCUGUUUCCUAUCUAAAGGCGGUCGACGCAUUCAUGUCCGUUUGCACGGUGUUUGUUUUCAUGGCUUUAAUGGAAUAUUGCUUAAUAAAUAUUGUAUUAAGUGACACGCCAAUACCGAAACCCAUAGCUUAUCCGCCGAAGCCGGUGCCGGAAGGUGCGAAAAAAGAACCAGAAAAGCCACCUACGACCGCACCAAUACCCGCGCCAGCAACCACACCAGCCAAAGUGGUGCCAGACGAAAAGAUUGAGAAAAUUGAAAAGAUAUUCGAUGAGAUGACCAAAAAUAAAAGGGUAGUGCACACACGUCGUGUCGUACGCCCUCCACUAGAUGCCGAUGGCCCUUGGAUUCCACGACAAGAAUCACGCAUCAUACUAACACCAACCAUUGCACCACCACCACCGCCACCGCCGCCAGAACCCGAGCUACCCAAACCAAAACUUACGCCACAGCAAGAACGCCUGAAGAGAGCCAUUUACAUUGAUCGCACAUCAAGGGUGCUCUUUCCCGCGCUAUUCGCCAGUCUUAACGGUAUUUACUGGAUCAUAUUUUAUGAAUAUCUCUAAGCACGCACAGGCUGCUAUGGCAAACAUGCUUGUGCAUGUUCACAUAUACACAUAUAUGUGUAUGUAUGUAUGCUCAACUGUGCAUGAGAUGUGAAAUGUGCUUUAUGGUUUUAACACUAAUCUAUAGAAUUAAAAACUAAAAAACUCUAUAACUUACUCAAAAUUUAAUAUAAAACAGGAAUAUGUACGAGUAUAAAUGAAAACGAAUAAUAGACAAUUGUUGUAAUGUUAAUACAAGUAAGUAGAAAAUUUUAUUCAAAUAAAUGUUACUUAAAACGAGUGUGUGUACUUAUAAAAAAAUAUGUUAGAAUUAAAAAUAAUAUACAGAUUAAGGUUAUUUAAAACGCAUUAGCUAUUAAACGAAGAGUUCGAUAUGAAAUAUUUAAAUAGCGUAUCUGAAGUUUUAAUAAUACAAUUUACUUUAUUUUAUUUCACAACUAUUUCUUGGAUAAAUAAUUUGCAAAAUUUUGAAGCACUUUGCAUUAGAAAAUCCUUUAACAAGUAAAUAAAU
This is a messenger RNA of Anastrepha obliqua, 2353 nucleotides long. RefSeq names its product glycine receptor subunit alpha-4 (gene ort). The transcript is spliced from 6 exons. The record is from RefSeq and is a predicted model, not a curated record. Gene Ontology annotation, cellular component: synapse; neuron projection; membrane. Gene Ontology annotation, biological process: regulation of membrane potential; signal transduction; nervous system process. Bases 406 to 1842 code for a protein of 478 amino acids. NCBI's taxonomy places the organism in Eukaryota, Metazoa, Arthropoda, Insecta, Diptera, Tephritidae. Gene Ontology annotation, molecular function: neurotransmitter receptor activity; transmembrane signaling receptor activity; chloride channel activity.